Molecule: messenger RNA, 3356 nt
Organism: Rhineura floridana
Lineage: Eukaryota; Metazoa; Chordata; Lepidosauria; Squamata; Rhineuridae
Product: alpha-N-acetylgalactosaminidase-like
Exons: 8
Coding region: 188-1228 (346 amino acids)
Biological process (GO): oligosaccharide metabolic process; glycosylceramide catabolic process; glycoside catabolic process
Cellular component (GO): cytoplasm
Molecular function (GO): alpha-galactosidase activity
Source: RefSeq, a predicted model, not a curated record
CGCUGCUCUCUCCUUAUUGGUUGCAAAAGGAAGGGACGCUUCCACCAUUGGUUGUGGUUCAAAGCAUUGUAGUUGCUGAUAGGGCAGACGGACUGGGCCUUGACGAGCCGUUCUCUGCGAGUCCCGCCUUCGUAACCAGGAACUAGAGUCGCCCCGAGUUCCUGAGGAAAGGCGUGUGGUCUAAAUCAUGUUGCUUUUUUCCCUGGGGAUCUUUCUGGGCCUGGCAGCCCGUGCAUCUUCUCUGGAUAAUGGACUGCUGAAGACCCCACCAAUGGGCUGGGUGCCUUGGGAACGCUUUAGAUGCAACACAGACUGCAAAAAUGAUCCUAACAACUGCAUCAGUGAACACUUGAUCAAAGCUAUGGCAGACAGGUUGGCUGGUGAUGGAUGGAAGCAGCUCGGCUAUGAGUAUGUCAACCUGGACGAUUGCUGGGCAGCAGACAAGAGGGAUGCUCAAGGCAGACUGCAGCCAAACCCUCAAAGAUUUCCCAGUGGCAUUAAAGCCCUUGCUGAUUACGUUCACUCAAAAGGCCUGAAAUUUGGUAUCUACAGCGACAUGGGCCGCAUGACCUGCGCAGGCUAUCCUGGGACAACCCUGGAUACUAUUGAGACAGACGCAAAGACCUUUGCAGCCUGGGGGGUUGACAUGCUGAAGCUGGAUGGCUGCUUUUCCAAUUCUUCCAUCAAGGCAUUAGGCUAUCCAAAGAUGAGCGUUGCAUUGAACAAGACGGGACGGCCCAUCGCUUUCUCUUGCAGUUGGCCAGCCUAUGAAGGGGGUCUUCCGCCAAAGGUGAAUUACACUUUGCUUGGCAAAACAUGUAACCUGUGGAGAAAUUUUGCUGACAUUGAAGACUCUUGGGACAGCCUCUUCCACAUCAUUGAGUGGUAUGGAAAGCACCAGGACACUCUGCAGCCUGCUGCUGGACCAGGAAGGUGGAAUGAUCCUGAUACGCUGAUCAUUGGUGACUUUGGCCUGAGUUACGAGCAGUCAAAAGUGCAAGUGGCACUGUGGGCUGUCCUGGCUGCCCCUUUCUUCAUGUCCUGUAACUUACGGACCAUCUCAGCCGAGGCCAGGGACAUCUUGCAGAAUCCGCUGCUGAUCUACAUAAACCAGGAUUCUCUGGGGAUCCAAGGCAAGCGUGUUACAAAGGAAUUAUCCUUCCACAAGAACCUUACCUCUCUGGGAUUUUGCAAUGUCAUUAAAAUAACGGAAGAAAACACCAGGUAGGUCAUGGAGUGGAUGGGAAGGUGGCCUGGGAAGGAAUGUCUAAACACCACCCUGUUUUUUCAUAUAUUUUUACAACAUAUGACACAUGGGCUCUGCUUCCAUCUUCUCCCAUUCCUGCUUAAUGUAUCUCACAUUGUCGCUUCUCAGUCAGUCACAUAUUCUUUGAGCCCUUUUCAAGUCUGCUAUUCUGUGAUGCUAUGAUUCCACAAUCUAUAAAAUACAACUAAUAACUGAACAGAACAUCCUCUUUAGUGUCAGCAUUUAGUAUAAACACUGCACAUGAAAAUAAACUACAAAAAUACAAGAAAAAAUCAUAGCAAACAUAGACUGAACAAAACAUCCUCCAAGCUUCAAGGAAAAAAAAAUAGGUAAAAAAAUCAACCUUAUUUUUAAACAUAGCAGACAGACAAAAGAAACUCAUUUCUUAAUAUAAUAAAAAAGCAAAAUGGUUAAAUCAGGCAGUCCUCUUUAUAGUAGCAAAUAGAGCUAUUAAGUGCUUAGAUUCCUCCCGCAAAAUAUUGGCAGGCUGACGGCACCCUAAAUGUGUCCCCUUAGAGCAGUAGUUUUCAAAUGUUUUGCAUGCAGUUUUGACCAAUGUGCGCAUUUUCACAAGCACUUCCUGCUAAUAUAAUGCAUGUUUGUAUGUUGUUUUCACUAAUAUAUUCAUUUUUAUGCACACUUUUAUGCAUUUCUGGAAACAUUCUUGGGUUGGAGAAUUGCAUCACAAAAUUCGGAUCUGUUCAGGCUUUUAAAUGUGAACUGAAUCACUACAGCCAACCCACAGACAAUGUUAGAAACUACAAAUCUGCAAUGCUGACUGCAAAAAGUGCAGCAGCCAGUUGUUCAACAUUUCAGUUCUGAGAACCGCGGGCUGUCAGACUUAUCAAUAACUUGCAGAGAUGCCAACAGAUACUACAAUGUGAGCAAAGAGGAAAAACCUCCAGACUACACCCUGGACACAUUAAUGCUAAUUGGCCUCAACCUGGAGGACAGUACUAACUUUACUAAGCUUCAGCAAAUGAAACCCUUCCAGAUACUCCAUCCUCAAAGCUCUGGAACUGCCACCUUGGAAACAGCGUCCAUUCCUUUUUAUCGGAGCAGCCAAUGAAGGUGGAAGCUGCCAUUUAUAUCAGUGUGGGGAUCUGCGAGGAUUUGGUGGACCCUCCCUCCCUCCCUCCCUUCAUCCAUUCAUCCAUUCAUUCAUUCAUUCAUUCAUUCAAUUUCUAUCCUAUCCUUCCAAAAGAAGCACAGAAAGUGGGUAAGGACAGCCGUAAGCCCCAGCGUCUGAUCCUGACAUCACAGACAGGUGCUGGGAGGUUGAGGUUCACCUGAUAGCCAGCCCGGAGCAGGGGGAAGGGGAGGCCUGCAUCCCAGAAAACAGGAUGGAGACAGCCACUUGGGAGAUUGCUAGGGCCUUAAAAGCAGGGCUGUAGUCGUCUGGAGUCUGAGGGGGUUGUCUUUUUGGGGGAGCAGGGUCCCAGCCAGGUCCCUCUGUACGAUCCAAUCAGCAUAAAAGGGGAGUGUGUUAGCCACUGAGAAGAGUCCUUGUCCUUUUGUGCUGAUUGGAGCCUAUCAGAGUGAAAGGAGCUGACUCUUCUCAGUAGCUAACACACAACCUCUCCUUUUAUGCUGACUGGCUCCUAGAGGCAUCUGUUGUAGUAGAGUGUGGACCCGCAGAAUGACAGGAAGAGCAAGAGAGACGAGGGAAUUGGGAAAGGGGGUGCGGCUGUGAAGGUGUGUGGCUGUCACUGCAAUGAAAGGACUCUGCACUUCUGAAUGUGCCAUUACACUGCUGCUUAAAAGACUCAGAGCACAGGUCUGAAAUUAUAUUCCUGUGGGAACUAACAGAUGGGCAACAAAAGUGGAUCCUGCAAGCACUUGCGUUUUGCAAAGAGACUUACACUGCAAGGCUAGAAGGAUAAACACCCAGCGUCUCCUAGUCAGUGGCCUGAAAAUCUCGCCGCCCUUUCUACGUUUGAACCAUGGCUCAUAAUCUCAUUUAGAUACCUAUUUGGACAUAUUGACUGCCUACAGGAGUGCAUGCAUUUAAGUAAAGAUUGAUGGAAUAUUUUUAUUGUUAACGUCAGCUGCUGAUGUUUCUCUCCCCCCCCCCCAUUAUAUCUGCAAA